UUUACCUAACGGCCAAUAAAAAAAUGUCGAAUUUAAUUAGCAAUGAUACGAUUGUAGAGUCAAUAUUUAAAUAGUGUUUUUAGAAACUUGCCAUUUAAUUGUAAAUGCGAGCAUAAUGCACCUUAAAUCGUUUUCCUGCGAUAAGAGCGCCAAUUAUUUAGGCUUGCGAGGUAUUUAACGACGAGUACAACCAAAUUUUGAAAUCAUUCGGUUUUUGUUUAGCCACGGAGUAGUUAUUCUGCACGCAAACAUCGAGAAUGGUCGCCUUAAUAAUUUCUAUAAUUACAGUUUUCUUCCUAAGCCAAGUGCUGGCGCAAGACCAAAAUGUAUUGGAGGUUAAUGGACGAGAAGGAGCCAACAAUACGACACUAAUGGAUGUGCAUAUUAGACUCUUCAACGAGCUGCUUCGCCAGGAAUCAUUGUCGAAGAAGAAUGUGGUAGACAGUUGGUACAGUUCUACCAACAGCAAUCGGGAUGCCUCGAAUGAAUUAGAGAAUAUUUUGUGGGACACGGUAGAUAGUUGUGAAUGGCCACUCGCACUGUAUUUAAUCGGUCAAUUCACGAAUAACACCCAAAACUCUACUGUGCAUUAUAUUGCCUUCAAAGUGUUGUGGCGAAAAUUAAAAGCAAAUAAAAUGCUGUACGAUCCCAGAAAUGUCAUCGAUUUAUAUUUGGCAAUGAGAAAUAUUACGCUGGAAGAGCACGGCAUUCACAAUCUAGGACAGUUUCAGUUACUUAAGAAGGAAGUUCGCGGAUAUCUCAUUGAGCGUAGUGCCCAAUUGCUUGAAGUGCCACUGCACCCCGCCAAUUAUAAUGAUACAAAUAUCAUUUGCGCCAACGACACAAGUUAUCCUCUAGUACGCCAGGUGAUCAGCCAAUUGAAUCAAUUGGAUGAAGAUAUUUUUGAGGAAGUUUUGAAUGUUACAUUCGAUGCUGCACAGCUGUUGGAAAGCGAUAGGAGUGUCGCAAAUGCACUCAAUUGUUUGGGAUUAAACUCGAAUCAACGGCUAAUAGCGCAUUUAACAUUUUUAAACAGAAAUAGCGACUUUCAACUGCUAUUGUACAGUGAUGUUCAGCAACUCUUAAGCGAAUGUGACAUGGGCAAGUUGCUGCCAAAGUACUUGAAGCAAAUCAGUGAUUUCAUGCCGGAAUCUAUGGUUGCAUUGCACAAAGCCAGCGCUAUUUGUAUUCAUAACACUACUGGCAGCUUUGGCUACCUAAGCGAGUGCGCACAAACGGCUUUGAUGUGCACGUAUUCCAGUGGGUACAAGUAUCGUUCAGUUUUCCAAAUAGAGCGUCUUCUGGGCAACAGGUAUACUUUCUAUAGCACAUUUUGGAUGCGCUAUAUAAAGCUGGAAACAAAUUAUUCCAAUAUCAAUAGCUCUAUGCCACCAGCAUUCAUUAAAAACGUGUACAGCUCAGAAUCGCCAAGCGUAUGGCAGGCAGUAUUUGUUGGAAAUAGCGUCGCGUUGAUGGACGCCAGUAUGCGUCAAUACCUUUGUGGCGGUAAUCAAACAAUGUGGAGCAAAUCAGAGCAGUAUGUAUAUACACGCCGAGUGGAGGACUUUCAGUUGUAUAAAAACGAGUGUCUCUGGCUGAUAGAGGACUGCAGCUACAUGAUCUAAAUGGUGAUGAGAAAACAGUAAAAUUUGCUUAUUGAAUCAUAUAGAAUAUAUAUAAAUAAAGCGUAUUUUAUAAUGCUAGUAAAUACCUUGAAAACCCCGCAGGUAUCAAAUCUUUGAAUUGUCAAAAGUGAUGUUAAAUAAGGGGCCUGAUGCAUAAAAAGUUAGCAGAAGCUCUGAUUGUCUCACUGAUGGAGUGAAC
Molecule: messenger RNA, 1824 nt
Organism: Rhagoletis pomonella (apple maggot)
Lineage: Eukaryota; Metazoa; Arthropoda; Insecta; Diptera; Tephritidae
Exons: 1
Coding region: 258-1625 (455 amino acids)
Source: RefSeq, a predicted model, not a curated record